Molecule: messenger RNA, 2161 nt
Organism: Xiphias gladius (swordfish)
Lineage: Eukaryota; Metazoa; Chordata; Actinopteri; Istiophoriformes; Xiphiidae
Gene: tmem167b
Product: transmembrane protein 167B
Exons: 3
Coding region: 123-347 (74 amino acids)
Source: RefSeq, a predicted model, not a curated record
CCAGAGAAACCGGAAAUGUCAACCGAGUGACUGCAUUAUAUUUUCACUUUAUAAUACAUGAUGGAUUGCUAAUUUAAAGGAAGAAACCGUCAUAUAACAUCGUCAAAGAGCAAACUGCGAAUAUGACAAAUGUGUACUCUUUCGAUGGCAUCCUGGUGUUUGGGCUGCUGUUCAUCUGCACUUGUGCAUACCUCAAAAAGGUGCCUCGCCUCAACAGCUGGCUGCUGUCAGAGAAGAAAGGAGUCUGGGGCGUCUUCUACAAAGCUGCAGUAAUUGGGACACGACUCCACAUUGCUGUGGCGAUUUCCUGUCUGGCCAUGGCUUUCUACGUUGUCUUUUUGAAAUGAUCGAUUCAGACUAUACUGGAAAGAACUGGACGGGGACAGGAUGGGGAUAAGAUGGGGAUGGACUCAUCUCAGUGGCCAUGUGUUGAUCCUUGUUGUGGGACACUUUGAGGAUUAAGUGACCGAUGAAACCCCAUUGCCCUGUGGACCCAUGUGAAAAAUAGCCAGUGGUGCCCCCUUCUGGUGACUGGCUACAUAACUCCUCCCUUAAUAAUGUAUGUGCACUACAGACAUGAAGGGCAUCCUGAAUCUACUCACUCAGAUGAGAGAACCUGUUUGAUCACAUGGUAUCAUUCUGUUGUUGGGUAACACUGUUUGUUGUCUCCAUCCACACCCCAUACUUAUUUAUAUUGAAGGAUGCAGGAUCAAAUGGCAGUGUGUGUAUUCUACCUUAUACCUUUACACAGCCUAAAAUUAGCCUGGCUGUAUAUACAAUUUGAAAAAAAAUAUGACCAAUAGAGAUUUGCCAGAGAUGAAAAUUGAUCAAACUGAAAAUGAUCAGUUCUGCUUGCUCCUAGCAAUGCUGUUUUUUCUGUAUCACUUCUUCUGUCAAGGGUGGAGGGGAAGAUAAACAAAGCUAAUAUAUAAAGAUGAUCUUGUAUACACUAUAUUGUACUUUUUUUUUUUUUUUUUGGAUCGCUUCUCUUAACAGUACUGUUUGGCAUCUUCAACUUUGAAAUACACAUUUUACACUAGUAUAUGUUGUAUUUAAUUUUACAUCUAAUACUAGAUAACAUGUUGGUAAUGUCAUAAAUAGUUACAACUUGGAUUUUAAAUCACUUAGGAGUCAAAGUUGUACUACAAUUGUAGAAGUGUCACAGAGAGAAGAGUAUUAACUUUAAGAGGCAUAGCGCAACAUUUUGUAAAAAUUGGAUAGCUAUACCAGACCCGCUUGAAGAUUUAAAUGCAGUGCUAAAUAGGGAUGGUACUUCUCAUACCAUCUUAAUUGCAUACUGUUACUUUAGAGUUUAAUUCUUCCAUCUUAUUUUUUAUUACUAAAAAGAAGAAAUGAAACCGUUUUGGGAGGGGAUGCAAUGCAAUUUUGAGUAAAACCUUGAUGGGACAAUUUCUGUGUUUGUUGUAUUUAUAUAACAAAUGUUAGGUUACAAUUGAUAUACAGUGCCUAUACAAUGUAUUCACCCUAUUCCCUUCAAAGUUUUUCAUCUUUUCUUGUUUUACAACCUUGAAUCACAGUUGAGAGAGUUUCUUUUUUUUUGGCACUAAUCAUCAGAACACAUACAGAAAGAAAAACACCCUCAAAAUCAAUCCAAAAGAAGUACAAAUCUGAAAUUAUUGCUCUGAGUCUGUCAUAUAAGGAUAGAUCUUUAUCAGCUUGAACACCUGGACAGUGCAAUUUUUCCCCCACUCUUCUUGGCAAACCUGCUCAAGCUCUGUCAAGUCCCAUUAGAACUGAAUGAACAGCAGUUUUCAAGUCUGCCACCAACUCUGAAAUGAAUUGAGGUCUGGACUCUCAUUUUCGUCAUUCCUGGACAUCAACAUAAUUCUUUUUAAAGCCAUCUAUGUGACAGCGUUGUUUUUGUGCUGUAAAAUAAAUCAUCUCUCCUCAUCUCAAGUUUUCCUCCAAGAUGUGUGUCUAUUUCCCUGCAGUCAUUCUUCGCUCACUAGCACUCUGGGGACUGCUCCAGAAUAAACCCAGAGAAAAACCCCACAUCAAGAUGCUGCCCCCCACCAUGCAUCAUGGUGGGCAUUUUGUAUUUCUGCCGAAACUUUUUUUCAUUCUCCCACCUGUUUUCUGUCAAACAGACCAGAUGUCAUCUAAGUUAUUUCCCUUGAGGCUGCGACUGGUGAAGCACCAA